Molecule: messenger RNA, 474 nt
Organism: Penicillium concentricum
Lineage: Eukaryota; Fungi; Ascomycota; Eurotiomycetes; Eurotiales; Aspergillaceae
Product: E2 SUMO-conjugating protein UBC9
Exons: 4
Coding region: 1-474 (157 amino acids)
Biological process (GO): protein sumoylation
Cellular component (GO): nucleus
Molecular function (GO): SUMO conjugating enzyme activity
Source: RefSeq, a predicted model, not a curated record
AUGUCGUUGUGCCAGAACCGUCUCCAAGAAGAGCGAAAGCAAUGGCGUCGCGACCACCCAUUUGGCUUUGUCGCAAAGCCGAAACGUGCCCCGCAGGGUGGCCUGGACCUGAAGAACUGGGAAUGCGCCAUUCCAGGGAAGGCUAACACUCUAUGGGAAGGCGGUCUCUUCAAAAUCGACUUGAUUUUCCCCGAUGAAUAUCCUACCAAGCCUCCCAAAUGCAAAUUCACGCCACCACUGUUCCACCCCAACGUCUAUCCUUCCGGAACUGUUUGCCUGUCAAUUCUGAAUGAGGAGGAGGGUUGGCGACCUGCCAUCACUAUUAAGCAGCUCUUGCUUGGUAUCCAGGAUCUUCUGGAUGACCCGAACCCCGAGUCACCUGCUCAGGCCGAUGCCUACAACCUCUUCAAGAAGGACCGUCCUGCUUACGAGCGCAAGGUUCGCAUCGCUGUCAAGGAAAACCAGCCCAAUUAG